This is a messenger RNA of Lineus longissimus, 996 nucleotides long. RefSeq lists its product as uncharacterized. The record is from RefSeq and is a predicted model, not a curated record. Lineage: Eukaryota; Metazoa; Nemertea; Pilidiophora; Heteronemertea; Lineidae. Bases 1 to 996 code for a protein of 331 amino acids. The transcript has a single exon.
AUGGAAUAUUUGCAUUCAUUUUCUCAUCUCAGGGAUUUGAACAUCUCCCACCCUGGUGGUCCAGUCGACCUAAUAUUGGGGGUUCAGUACAGUCAUCUCCACUCGGAGGAAGAGGUCAGGCGUGGAUUGGAUUUUGAGCCCAUAGCCAAGCGCAUCCCACUGGGUUGGUAUGUAAUCGGUUCUGAGGGGAAGGCCCCUAAGCGGCUGUCUGUGAAUCUGGUUAGGAAGGUCGAUAUGUCUGACUUGUAUGAUCUGGAGGUGCUUGGGGUCAGAGCCCCAACUUGUCAAUGCCCUGUUGAUCCCAUGUCCUCAGAGGACAGGAAGUCUCUAGCGCUGUUGGAGAGAUCUGUGAGUCUGGAGGGGGACCGAUACAUGAUCGGUUUACCCUGGAAGAGAGAUCCCUGUCUCUUGCCUGACAAUUAUUGCCUGACCAAGAAGAGGCUAAUCUCUUUGGAAAGGAGUCUGUCUCGUACUCCAGAGAAGGCUUUGCUUUAUGAUGCCGCCGUCGAGGAGUAUGUCGACAAGGGAUGGGCCGUAAGGGUUGACCCCUGUGAUCUUGAGAAGAGGCCUAGGUUUUAUCUGCCGCAUCAUGGCAUAUACCGUCCUGAUAAACUCAGCACACCCCUAAGAGUAGUCUUUGACCCAGCUUGUCAGUUCCAGGGUGUCUCCUUAAAUUCUUUUCUAUAUAAGGGCCCAAAUUUGAUUGGAAACUUGUUUGGAGUAUUGCUUAGGUUCAGGGAGGACUUAGUUGCUAUUGUGGGUGACAUCUCUAAAAUGUUCCUUCAGAUUUUGUUGAAGCCUGAGGAUACCGAGGUGCAUCGUUUUCUGUGGCGAAACCGGGAUGACACAAGAGACCCUGAAAUCUUCAAGCUGACCAGAGUUGCAUUUGGUGAUCGAUCAUCCCCUGACAUGGCGAGCCUAGUGAUGUUGAAGAUAGCUGAGCGCCACAAGACGUCUCAUCCGGAGGCUGCCCAGGUCCUAGAAGAAGAUCGAUAA